AUGUCAAACGAUUCAGAUAUCGACUCUUCAUAUGUUACUUUGGUAUCUGCUGACAACUUUAAGUUUAUAGUGCUUAAGGAGGUAGCGCUGAUUUCGUCUGUGUUGAGAAGCACGCAAGGGUUUGAAGAGGGCAAAACAGGAAAGAUUAAUCUAGAUAUGGAUGGAGAUAUCUUGGAAUGUGUGGUGGAAUACCUAUACUAUCAUUAUAAAUAUAGAGAUCAAGCUGAAUCAGGAAAUGUUCCUGAAUUUAAUAUUCCUACCCACCUUGCAUUAGAAUUAUUGGUAAAAGCUGAUUUUUUGGACAUUUAA
Molecule: messenger RNA, 309 nt
Organism: Debaryomyces hansenii CBS767
Lineage: Eukaryota; Fungi; Ascomycota; Pichiomycetes; Serinales; Debaryomycetaceae
Gene: ELC1
Product: elongin C
Exons: 1
Coding region: 1-309 (102 amino acids)
Biological process (GO): ubiquitin-dependent protein catabolic process
Cellular component (GO): elongin complex
Molecular function (GO): protein-macromolecule adaptor activity
Source: RefSeq, a predicted model, not a curated record